Messenger RNA from Prorocentrum cordatum, 318 nucleotides. NCBI's taxonomy places the organism in Eukaryota, Dinophyceae, Prorocentrales, Prorocentraceae. The record is from the annotation of a GenBank genome assembly.
AUGAUCGCCGUCUACGACGUCAGGACCUGGCAGCGGGUGCACGCCAUCGACGCCGACUCGGACGGCAGCAGCGGCGAGGUGACGCGGGUGGCCAUCGACGGCACCGGCACCAGGCUUGCGGCCGCCUGCGGGACUGGCAACGUGCUGGUGUACGACGUGGGCCAGCGUGCGCACGCGACGCGGGUGGCGAAGCUGGAGGGCCACGAAGAGGGCGCCUCCGACGUCGCCUGGGGGGCGGAGCACGCGGGAGAGAGCCGGCGCCGGGUGCUGGUCUCCGCGUCGCAUGACGCCACGAGCAGGGUGUGGGCCGAGAGGUAG